AUUAUUUUUAGUCCCCAAAAAACCUUUUUUAAUCAGUUUUUUAUUUAAAAUGAGUGAUUUUUAAGUUCAAAUUCUUAAAGAAAUUAGACAAAUAACUUAAAAGCAUAAUUAUGAAAAGAUUUUUGUCGUUGAUAUUCCAGGGAAAGAACCUGAUGGAUAACCGUUUACCGCCAUAUGCAAACGAGACGAUGUCGUUUUAGCUGGUAGAAUUCUACUCCAUAAGACAAUAAUCUCGCUCCAGAAGAACGCACUGAAACUGCCAUGGCGGUUAUUAACUCCCUUAACAACCAUAAACCCUUCCUUACUUUAUCAACUCAACCCAAGAACCCUAAUUUCAUUUCCAUCAAUUUUGAUCCUCGAAUUCCAAAUCAAAUUUCCGGAUUUCGUUUUCCCGCCCACCGUAACCUUACCGCUAAUGGCUCGCUUCAAAACUCUGACCAAAACACUCCCCAAGGUGAUGAAGUUGAGAGUUUAGGAGUUAAAGCUGCGUUGUCCGUGCUGAAAUUCUACAAAAGGGAAAUCUCGCCUCUGAUACCAAAGAGUUGCCGUUUUGUUCCCACGUGUAGUGAGUACUCAAUGGAAGCUUACAAGAAAUAUGGGGUUGUAAAGGGCACAGUCUUGACAGCUUGGCGUCUUUGCCGUUGCAAUCCUCUUGGUGGGUCUGGUUUUGAUCCUCCAAGGUGGUUUGAUGAGGAAAGGCCGACAGAAGAAUGAGGGAUGUUGUUUUGGUUUUACUAAAGGUAAUAUCGGUGGAGGUUGUUUCAUUAGAAUGGAAAGGACACGUCGGUUUGUUGAAUGAACAUAGUUGUUUCCUGUGCUCCCAUGGCCAUAUAUUCUUUGCUAAUAUGUGAUCUAGUGUCUGAAUUUAGUUGUCCUGUUUAGUACAAAACAAUUGUACCUCCUCUUGCUGAGUAAAAUUUCUUGAACAAUAUUCAGGCAGUUGAUUUUCUUUCUGUCUAAAUUUCUCUUGCUUUGACAUUUGGAAGCAUGUAAUUGCUGCACAUGGGAGUGGACCUCUUGGUAGAGUUUGCCCUGACAAAGGGUUAACAGUCUUUUAUUUGAAAGUUGUUCUGCAAGAUCUUGUUUGUAUAAAUUUGGUACAAUAGAAUCAAGAGCAAAUGCUGUUCUAUUUGACAUGUA
Molecule: messenger RNA, 1140 nt
Organism: Theobroma cacao (cacao)
Lineage: Eukaryota; Viridiplantae; Streptophyta; Magnoliopsida; Malvales; Malvaceae
Product: membrane protein insertion efficiency factor
Source: RefSeq, a predicted model, not a curated record